UURAUAUUCAAAUUUCAUACAUUUUACAACGUGUCGAGUACGCGGCGACUGGUGAUUUYCGAUCUUGACAAAUAAUUUGCAAAGAUUUAGGGACUUUGGGAGGUUUGGGGGAUAUCAUAGAGUAAUAUUACUCUAUGGGGGAUAUGUGACAUAAUAUAAUAUUAAUUUGUAAUUUGCACGGCGGCAACGACGAGGACGUGGACGGUUAUAAAUUUCAAUUAAUAUUUUACCUAAUUGGCUAAUAAAUAAUGUCAUUAUUUGUAAUGCAUUAAAAUAAACUGUAACGGUAGGAAGAAGCGGCGGCGGCGACGACGUGCAUUGCCGUUUGCCACAAUCUCGUCGCCUUAUCUGACGCGUCAUCGUUACGGGUACGGUGUACCGUUGACCGGACCGGUGUCGAACAUAUUAAUAGGUAUAUAGCCAAUAUUCUAUAAUCUGUGGUGUUAUUUGCCCGACAUUGUCUUUUCAACAACAACUAUACGUGACUGCCGUUUCACGCGAUUUGUUUCGAUAUUAUUACAACGUAGGUAGGUGUACCUUGCAAUAACAUUUUUAAUUUUUAUCGGCCACAUUAAAAAUCGUAAUUGUCCGGUGGACGUCUGAUACCACGUCGUCGAGGGCCCGAAAGUCGUACCCGCCGAACAUCCGAUCGCGGGGGCCGCCGUCGAUCGUUGAGGAUCUCUGGUCAACCGUCAUUGACUGUCUACGCCUCCGCGGUUUCACACGGUUUCAUUCUGACGACGUUUAUUUCGUUUUGUGUGACGGACAUUGUGCACUUGUUGCUUGACACCGUUCUCAUGGCACAUUAAUUAUAAUCGUGUGCCAUUGCUGUUGUUGUUGUUGUUGUUGUACGUACCUAAUUGAUUGCCGUGUAAGUAGGCGCUCCCGAGCCAUUUUACGCACUUCACACGUUUGGUUUACGUCCCAUUUCAACCAUGAAGUUCACCGAUGAGAUCAAACAAAAGUUUGCUUCCACAGUUCAUAUCCGAUGUGAAAAUGAUGUCAACGCAAAGAUUGAACAACUGGUGUUGGGCGGUCCAGAUAAAUUACAAGUAAUAUCAGAUUUUGAUCGAACCAUAACUACUUCGGAGUACAACAAUAAACAUACCAUGAGUAGUUUUAGUGUAUUUGAAGCAUGUGAUAGUCUGUCAGAAGAUUACAAAGAAAAAGCACGAACACUAUUACAAAAAUAUCGACCAAUCGAAGAUAACACACAAAUGACUGUCGCACAAAAGUUACCAUUUAUUGAAGAAUGGUGGCACCAAAGUGAACUUUUGUUGAAGGGCCUGUGUUUCCGAUAUGAAGAUAUUAAUAAAUCGAUCAAGAAAGCUGACCUUCAUCUUAGAGAAGGGAGUACUGAAGCGUUUAACAAAUUAUUCAGCAAAAAAAUACCUAUUAUUGUAUUAUCUGCUGGCGUAGGUGAUGUUGUUGAACUUAUACUAAAACAUGAAAAUUUGUUUACUGAUAAUGUAUCAGUAGUGUCAAAUUUUUUAAAAAUGUCUGAAGAUAGUAAUGGUUUAUCUACAAUUGAAGGAUUCAAAGGAAACAAACUCAUACACGUAUUUAAUAAAAAUGAACAUGCAUAUAUUGAUACACAUAAAAAUGAUACACAUUUAAAUGGGAGAUCCAAUGUUAUCCUUUUAGGCGAUUCAUUAGGAGAUGCAAAUAUGGAUGGUGGUAUCCAAUAUGAUAUUAUACUGCGCAUAGGAUUUUUAAACGCUGACUUGAUGGAACACGAGGAUGGAUAUUUGCAGCAAUAUAAACUUGCUUUUGACAUAGUUUUGGUUCAAGAUCAAACUAUGGGAUUGCUAAAUUAUUUGUUGGAUGAAAUAAUCGGAGUAAAAUCAAUGCUGUCAAAUAAAUGAUAAUGUGAGACAGCAAAAUUAAUUAAUUACUAAUUAUUAUUAUUACUAUUUGUAUAUAGUGAUAAAA
Diuraphis noxia (Russian wheat aphid) is the source of this 1932-nucleotide messenger RNA. RefSeq names its product cytosolic 5'-nucleotidase IIIB (gene cN-IIIB). Gene Ontology annotation, cellular component: cytoplasm. The record is from RefSeq and is a predicted model, not a curated record. Gene Ontology annotation, molecular function: magnesium ion binding; 5'-nucleotidase activity. NCBI's taxonomy places the organism in Eukaryota, Metazoa, Arthropoda, Insecta, Hemiptera, Aphididae.